AUGAUAGGAAGUGAAUAUAUGCCCGAAUAUUUUGAUUUGGAUGAAUUAGAAGACCUUGUAGUUAGUAAUGAUAAUACUAGUGAAGAUGAGUUAGAAACUUCAGUUGUUGAAGUUGAAGAAUCAAUUCCAAUAACUACAAGUUCAAAGCCAUCUACAUCAAAAAAGCAAAGAAUUCCUUUUUGGCGGCACAUUUCUGGAGACAGUACAGCUAGACCUGUGCCUGAAUGGUUAGGACAAAUAGAUUCUUCUGGGGUACUAAAACAUCCUGUUGAAUAUUUUAGACAUUUUUUCUCGAAGGAUAUCAUUACUCAUAUUGUUGAACAAUCAAAUCUUUAUGCAAUCCAGCAAAAUCCCAAUAAACCUCUUGCACUGAGUAGCCAGGAACUUGAGCAAUUUUUGGGUACACUGCUUGCUAUGUUGAUGGUGAAGCUCUCAAAUUCACGUUUAUAUUGGAAGAGCAAACUAAACUGUCCUAUUGUAUCAGAAGUGAUAAGUAGAGAUAGAUGGGAAGAUAUAAAAUCCAAGAUUCAUUUCAAUGAUAAUUCACAAAUUCCCUUACCUAAUGAGAAAACAGAUACAUUAUUCAAGAUCCAGCCUUUGAUAGACCAUUUACAAAAAAGGUUUCGGGAAAUACCAAUGCCCCAAAUGCCAUGUGUCGAUGAACAGAUAGUUCCAUUCAAAGGUAGAUCAAGCAUAAAACAAUAUACACCCAGCAAACCACACAAGUGGGGAUACAAAUUGUUUGUUCUUUGCGAUGAAAAAGGCAUCAUGUAUGAUUUUUUCAUAUUUUCAGAGAAAAUUGAACCGGUAUUAGGAGAACCCAACUUGGGAGCUCGUUCAAAUGUAGUACUGAAAUUGGCCCAAUCAAUUCCUGUUGGAUUGAACCAUUUAUUAUAUUUUGAUAACUGGUUUACGUCACUUCCUUUGAUGACAACUUUAGCAAAGAAAAAAAUAUUUGGCUUGGGAACUGUUAGAAUCAAUCAUUUGCCUGGCAUCCCACUAAUCAAGGACAAAGAUUUAAUGAAAAGAGGCAAAGGGCCCCAUCAAGAAGUGACUGCUCUAGUUGAAGAUAUUGAAGUAUGUGUAGUGAAAUGGGCAGAUAAUAGAGUUGUAAACCUUAUGUCAUCUUUUGCCUCGGCAGAACCAAAGGCCAACUGUAAGCGAUAUAACAAAAAGACAAAACAAACCAUCACAAUCGAUUGCCCCGCUAUUGUGAAAACCUACAAUCAGUUUAUGGGAGGUGUUGAUUUGAUGGACUUGCUAAUUGCACUGUACAGAAUUCACAUCAGAUCGAAAAAAUAUUAUCACAAAUUAUUUUUUCAUUUUAUAGAUGUGACUGUUGUGAACUCUUGGCUACUUUAUCAUAGAGACUGUGAGAGCCUUCAGUUACCAAAAAAAAAGAUCCGAAGUCUGCAAGAGUUCAAAAUGAGCAUCGUCAAAGCUCUUCUUCUUGAAGGAAAAAGUAAUAGACCAACAAAAAGAGGCAGACGUUCUACUAGCUCUACUGAUGUUGAGUUUGCUAACAAAAUAGAAGAGGUCCUGCCACCAAAAGUAUCCCUGGAAGAGAUACCCGUUUGGAUGGUCUUCACCAUUACCCUGAGGUCACAAACAGAGGAAGAUGCAAAAAUGUAA
Messenger RNA from Polypterus senegalus (gray bichir), 1632 nucleotides. RefSeq names its product piggyBac transposable element-derived protein 3-like. Lineage: Eukaryota; Metazoa; Chordata; Cladistia; Polypteriformes; Polypteridae. The record is from RefSeq and is a predicted model, not a curated record. Bases 1 to 1632 code for a protein of 543 amino acids. The transcript has a single exon.